Molecule: messenger RNA, 2043 nt
Organism: Ailuropoda melanoleuca (giant panda)
Lineage: Eukaryota; Metazoa; Chordata; Mammalia; Carnivora; Ursidae
Gene: NLRP10
Product: NLR family pyrin domain containing 10
Biological process (GO): positive regulation of inflammatory response
Cellular component (GO): cytoplasm
Source: RefSeq, a predicted model, not a curated record
AUGUGGAGGAGUGAGACCCAGUUCUCCUCUGGUGAGCAGUACUCACCACUGACAGUCAGAUGGAAAGUAUGGGUGUUUGUGCUUCUCCGAGGAGGCCCAGACACGCUUCAUCUGUUCCAGCCCCAUGUGUACCAGGGCCUGGCAGUCCCCAGGACCUGGCUUGUUGGGCUCUUGGAUCAGGGCAGCCGCGGCUGGCGCGUGGGGGGCUGGAGGGCCUGGGCCCGGUGGCCCCGGCUUCUCGGCCGGUUUCCCUGUAGGGAGCACGGGAGCUGUGAAGGUGGUGCUCAGGGCCUUGAGGGUCAUGAACCUGCUGGAGUCUGCGGACCAGCUCAGCCACGUUUGUCUGAAUGCUGCAGAGAAGUGGCCCUGUUGCAGGAGGGCAACCCGGAGCAGCUCCUCUUCUGGUGUUGUGGGGACAACCGAGCGCCCGUCGAAGAGAUGCUGAGGGAGGAGGAGCGGCUGCUGUUCAUCCUGGAUGGCUUUGACGAGCUGCAGAGGCCCUUUGCAAAGGGCUGGAAGAGGCUGAGUCCGAACCCCGUGGAGAAUGUGCUGCACCGUCUAAUUAGGAGAAAGCUGUUUCCCACGUGUUCACUCCUUAUCACCACCCGGCCGGUGGCUUUGCAGAAUCUGAAGCCCUCGCUGCAGCAGUCGCGCCAUAUUCACGUGCUAGGCUUCUCAGAGGAUGAGAGGAGGAGGUAUUUCAGCUCUUAUUUCGCAGGUGAGGAGCAAGCCAGAAAUGCCUUUGACAUUGUACAAGGAAAGGACGUUCUCUACAAAUCAUGUCAAAUUCCAGGCACUUGCUGGGUGAUCUGCUCCUGGCUCAAGGAGCAGAUGGAGAGGGGCAGAGAGAUCUCAGAGACUCCCAGUAAUGGCACGGACAUCUUCAUGGCCUAUGUCUCCACCUUCCUGCCGCCCAGUGACAACGCAGGCUGCUCCGAGCUUACUGGGCACAGGGUCCUGAGCGGUCUGUGCUCCUUGGCAGCUGAGGGGAUCCAGCACCAGAGGUUCAUGUUUGAAGAAGCUGACCUCAGGAAGCACGAUUUAGAUGCGACCAACCUCGAUGCUUUCCUGAGCAGCAUGCGUUACCAAGAGGAACAUACCCGCAAGACGUUCUGUGCCUUCCGUCACAUUAGCUUCCAGGAGUUUUUUCAUGCCAUGUCCUAUCUGGCGAAAGAGGACCAGAGCCAGCUGGGGAAAGAGUCCCACAAAGAACUGAAAAAGCUUCUGGAUGAUGAGAAAGAGGCAGAGAAUGAGGAGAUGACCCUCAGUGUGCAGUUUUUAUUGGACAUGUUGAAAAAAGAGACCUCCUCAAGCUUUGAGCUAAAGUUCUCCCUCAAAGUUUCUCCCUUGGUAAAGCAGGAGUGGAUGUAUUUUAAAGAACAAAUGAAAUCUAGAAAGCAUAAAGGGGCCUGGGAUUUGGAAUUCUCCCUGAAUCCAUCUAAAAUAAGGAAUCUGGUAAAGGGUGUUCGGAUAAGUGAUGUAUCAUUCAAGAUUGGACAGUCAAAUAAAACAUCCCAUGACAGGAACUCAUUUUCUGUCAAAACCAGCUUGAGUAAUGGAUGGGAAGAGAAGCAGAAAUGUCCUGUUGUGGACAAAGAUAAUACAGCAGAGACACAAAAGGAGGGUCCUAAUGGAAAAGGCAGAGAGACUGAGAAACGAGAGACGCGGAGGGUAGGAGUAGUAGAUGGGAAGCAGAUAAAUGGGACAGUAGAGAUGAAGGGUCAGGGGGGUGGUGAGGGGAGGGACAACGGGGGAGGGAGACAGAGUAUAAAAAGGAAUGGAGAGAUAAGAGAUUGAAUUAAUAGGUACUGGAAGGAAUGGAAGGCCAGGGGAGCAAACAGAAAAGAAAAUUAGAUAAUACGGGAUCCGAAAAUUUGGAACAUAGGACAUGGGGAAAGGCCAUGUGGACGGAGUCCCUACGAACAACCACAUUUACCAUCAAUGGCUCAAAUUUAGUUAUUUAGCACCCCUCCUCCUUGAGAAGCUGUUUAUAACCUCUUCUACUGUGGAAUUUAAUGUUAAUGUCAGUGACCAAACAUGUGA